AUGCAGCUCUCUACUCUCAUCCAAGUUGUCGCCCUCGGCAUUUCUGCCGUCAACGCCGAGUACUGCACACAAGCUCUCGACCCCUACCCUCGCAAGGCCAGCACUGGCUUUCGGUUCGAGAGCGUAGAUGCAAACAACUGGAAGUGGACGUCCAGAGACGUGCAGGUGGUCACCACCGUGAGCCCACAGAGCGGCAACUGCCAGAUCCACCAGGGCGGCGGCGGCGGUGAAUUCUCCGCCACUAUCUGCAUCGACUUCAAGGGGAACUACGCCUGCUGGGUCGCACCGUCCAAGAACCAAGUGUGUGAUAUGGUCUUUGAGCAAGACGAAGCCCCUGUUGAUGUCUGUGGAAACAUCAAGAACAUUUGGGGCUGGGUGGCUUAG
Messenger RNA from Colletotrichum siamense, 384 nucleotides. RefSeq lists its product as uncharacterized. NCBI's taxonomy places the organism in Eukaryota, Fungi, Ascomycota, Sordariomycetes, Glomerellales, Glomerellaceae. The transcript has 2 exons. The record is from RefSeq and is a predicted model, not a curated record. The coding region runs from base 1 to 384 and encodes 127 amino acids.